AUGUCUUGUACGUGCUACGUAUGUUACUGUACAGAAGCAAGAGCAAAAAACGCUCCCUUUGUUCUUUCAUGGGACCUGCAUGGCUGCAUUACUACAUGUUGCAUACCACAUACCGCAUACCGAAUGCCGAACACAACACCUUCCCUGCUGCAGCCUGCACCAAGCCGGAAGAAUAUUCCGCGCGUGGAAGAUAUGGAUAUGGAUCAAGUUACUUUCGAUAUAGGUAGGGUCAAGGACACCGGGAGCAAGUGGGGCCAGCUGGGGCUGAUGGGGCUGAUGGGGGAAACAAGUACUGAAGGUUGA
Molecule: messenger RNA, 303 nt
Organism: Histoplasma capsulatum G186AR
Lineage: Eukaryota; Fungi; Ascomycota; Eurotiomycetes; Onygenales; Ajellomycetaceae
Exons: 2
Coding region: 1-303 (100 amino acids)
Source: RefSeq, a predicted model, not a curated record